Molecule: messenger RNA, 1185 nt
Organism: Lodderomyces margitis
Lineage: Eukaryota; Fungi; Ascomycota; Pichiomycetes; Serinales; Debaryomycetaceae
Exons: 1
Coding region: 1-1185 (394 amino acids)
Cellular component (GO): intracellular anatomical structure
Molecular function (GO): FMN binding; NADPH dehydrogenase activity; NADP binding
Source: RefSeq, a predicted model, not a curated record
AUGACGACUAAUAGUACAGUUACAUACGCAUCAAUUGAUGAUAAACUUGAACCCAAACACAUACCACAACAAUCACAGCCACAAUCACAACCACCAGCACUUUUCCGCCCCCUUGAUAUCGGAAAUUUGCAUUUGCUUAAUAGAUUAGCAGUCUCGUCUAUGUGCAGUUAUGCAGCUGGACCAGGAAAUCAAAUUGCUAAUUUACAUUUAUCUCGCUACAAGUCAUUCUCAGCACAACACCCUGGUUUGAUUAUGAUUGAAGGAAUGUGUGUUGAUCCCAAGGGAAAAUUGGAUGAUAAGGAAUUGGGCAUUUGGAAUGACGAUCAAGCAGGGAAAUUGAGGCUGGUUGCUGAUGAGAUCCAUAACGAUGGUUGUAUUUGUUGUGUGCAGUUGACUCAUGGUGGAAGGAAAGCUAUUGGUGAAGUUUCCCUGGUUGGAAAUGCUGCAGCUGGUGAAACCGGUUACGAUGGUGAUGCGGAAAUCCUUGCCCCUUCGGCAAUUUCAUACGAUAAUCGACUGAAAGUCCCCAAAGAAAUGACAUCCACCGACAUUCAUCAAGCAAUCACCAGUUUCAGCUCUGCUGCCAAACGCGCUGUUCAAAUCAGUCAAGUUGACGCUGUUGAAAUCUCGUGUUGUAACGGAAACUUGUUGCACCAAUUUAUGAGCAAGUCGACUAAUUUACGUCAUGAUGAAUAUGGAUGUCAAUCAAUUAAAUCUAGGUGCAAAAUCUUGAUGGACAUAAUUGACCAAGUUCGCAAACAAGUUGGCGAAAAUGUACCUAUAUUUGUUAAAUUAUCGGCUAGUGACAAUUUGUUUAGGGGCGAAUCGUUGGAUGAGUUUUUAUCUAUUGCUGAUUUGAUCAUAGCCACGGGUCAAGUGUCACUACUUCACAUAACUUCGGGCAAAAUCACUCCCAAUUCAAGGCCACGGUAUUCAUUAAAUUCGAAUCCAAAUAUACCAGGCCAUAUUCCAUUAGCAUCGCUUUUGAAGAAACAUUUAGCUGAAAGUGGUCAACAAGAAAAAUGUUUUGUAGGAUGUAGUGGUGCUUUAGACAUGGAUGUGGCAAAGUUGAAUCACUAUAUUGAUGAUAAUAUGAUUGAUGUUGCAUUUAUUGGUCAAGGGUUCUUGGAAAUGCCAAAUUUAGUCAACCAAUUUGCAGCUAAAUUGAAUCAUAAGCUUAAGUAA